CCGAGGUCCGACCCUGAGCGCUCCAUGCCUGCCGGCGCGAGGAGGCGUGGCCUCCCCCAGGGCCACCGCCUUUGCUGGUUGCUCUGGGCUUUCACCUUAAAGCUCUGCCAGGCAGAGGCUUCCGUGCCGGAGGAGAAACUGUCAGCGAGCACCUCGAAUUUUCCAUGCUGGCUGGUGGAAGAGUUUGUGAUGGCAGAGGAGUGCACUGCCUGUUCUAAUUUCCAGACUAAAACCACCCCUGAGUGUGGCUCCACAGGGUACGUGGAGAAAAUCAUGUGCAGCUCAUCAAAAAGGAAUGAGUUCAAAAGCUGCCGUUCAGCUCUGAUGGAACAGCGUUUGUUCUGGAAAUUCAAAGGGGCUGUCUUGGGUGUGGCCUUGGUCUUCACUUUCCUCGUCAUCAUUUGACAGCGACAACUGGACAGAAAGGCUCUGGAAAAGGUCCGGAAGCAAAUCGUGUCCAUAUAACUCCAUCCAGCCAUCAUUCUGGGUCCU
This is a messenger RNA of Oryctolagus cuniculus (rabbit), 492 nucleotides long. The record is from RefSeq and is a predicted model, not a curated record. Lineage: Eukaryota; Metazoa; Chordata; Mammalia; Lagomorpha; Leporidae.